Molecule: messenger RNA, 795 nt
Organism: Cyclocybe aegerita
Lineage: Eukaryota; Fungi; Basidiomycota; Agaricomycetes; Agaricales; Hemipholiotaceae
Source: the annotation of a GenBank genome assembly
AUGGGGCGAUCGAAACGCACGAAUAAACCAUAUUACCGAGCGCGCCACAAGACGUUGAACGAUUUGUCAGAGGAGGAUACUAAGCAUAACUUUGAGGAACGCUUCAAGGGAGUAGGAUCGCGUCGCCAAGCUUCGGAACCAGUGUACUUCGGCGUACUCGAUGGUCGCGCCGACUCCUUCAAGACCGUAACCCAGGAGAACUACCGAAAUAUAGCGAAAGACCUGAAAGAAGACCCGCAGCAAGGUGGAGCGCAGAAAAAUCUAUCAUCAUCAUCUCGGAGCAACUAUGCCGGCGCGCACGCGCAAUUCGUCCCAAAUUUACGACGUGGCCCAGGUUCAGCGAUAUCACUUUUCGCCCUCCUCGUCAUCGGCGCCUUCAUCCUUACACAACCCUCCGUCGACGGCAUCGGCCCGUUCAGAGAGCGAAUCCCAGAAAGUUACGAACAGACCUACCAAGUGCAUGACUAUACGCAGCUCUCCGCUACUCCAAUCCCUGUCGGCCAGAACGCUGACUGGGCCGAGUCGGCGGAACUAAACGCCCACACAUUUGGAAUUUCCCAGGACUCGUUCGCACCAUUUCCCAACAGCCAAAAUACCGUCUACACCCCCGACUUCACCUACCUGUCUUCAAGUCAUUCUAUUGCGUCCUCUCCAAUGUCUCUUGUAGACUCUCCCGCCUCACAAUUGUUCCCUUUGCCCCCACACGAACCCGACGAUUCGUCCCAAACCUUGUCCUUCGACUAUGCCAACGCAAUCUGGGCGGGUGUUGCGCCGGCAACUGGCUAUGGGUACUAA